UAGAGGCUUUGGUAGGGGUGCAGGCACUUCUGCCUCACAGUCAAAGCAAAAGCAACAGCUCAAGCAGCCUCCUUGGAGAAAAUCUGAAAAUUCAACUUGUUCAAGAGAAGGUCUUGUACGUGCCUAAGUUCCAGAGCCUCCUGACGUGACCAUGGCUGAGAGUGAGGACCCCUCUCUGAGGAUCGUUCUGGUAGGGAAAACUGGAAGUGGGAAAAGUGGAACAGCGAACACCAUCCUUGGAGAGAAAAUCUUUGAGUCUAGAAUUGCUGCCCAAGCUGUUACCAAGACCUGUCAAAAAGCAUCCCGGGAAUGGCAGGGGAGACACCUUCUUGUUGUUGACACUCCAGGGCUCUUUGACACCAAGGAGAGGCUGGAAACCACCUGUAGGGAAAUCAGCCGCUGUGUCAUCUCCUCCUGCCCAGGGCCCCAUGCUAUUGUCCUGGUUCUGCAGCUGGGCCGCUACACAGAGGAAGAGCAGAAAACUGUUGCAUUGAUCAAGGCUGUCUUUGGGAAGCCAGCCAUGAAGCACAUGGUCAUCUUGUUCACUCGCAAAGAAGAGUUGGAGGGCCAGAGCUUGAGUGACUUCAUAGCAGAUGCGGAUGUGAACCUAAAAAGCAUCGUCCAGGAGUGCGGGAACCGCUGCUGUGCCUUUAGCAACAGCAGCCAAACCAGUGAGGCAGAGAAGGAAGGUCAAGUGCAGGAGCUGGUGGAGCUGAUAGAGAAAAUGGUGCAGUGCAACAAAGGGGCCUACUUUUCUGACGCCAUAUACAAGGACACAGAGGAAAGGCUGAAACAACGGGAAGAGAUUUUGAGGAAAAUCUACAUUGAUCAAUUAAGUGAAGAAAUUAAACUAGUAAAAGAGGAUGAGCAUAAAUCAGAGGCAGAAAAGGAGGAAAAAAUAAAAUUAUUAAAAAUAAAAUGUGAUGAAAAAAUAAAAAAUAUAAGGGAAGAAGCUGAAAAAAAUAUAUUUGCAGAUGUUUUAAAUAGGAUUUUGAAGAUGAUUUCAAAAAUAUGGCAUUCCUUUUGGUAGUAAUGUUGUCUCUUCACACUAUUGAUCGCAUCUUUUGCUAUGCAGGAUAUGUUUUGUUUGAGGUAACCAUGUUUGUCUAUUUUUGCUUUUGUGGCCUUUGCUUUUGGUGUCAUAAAAAAUCAUCACCCAGAUCAAGAUUUUCCCUGUGUUUCUUCUAGUAGUUUACAGUUUUAGGCCUAACAUGUAACUAUUUAAUCCAUUUUGAGUUGUUUUUUUUUUUUAAGAUAAGGGCCCAAUUUCAUUUCUCUGCAUGUGGAUAUCCAGUUUUCCCAACACCGUUAUUGAAGAAACUAUCCUUUUCUCUUUGUAUGUUCUGUGUUCAACUGACCAUAAAUGUGUAGCCUUAUUUCUGGGUUUAUUAUUCUGUUCAUUGGUCUUUAUGUCAAUUUUUACGCUAGUAGGAUAUUUUUUAUUACUAUAGCUUUGUUUUAAUUAUAAUAGUAUGUUUUGAUUGCCACAGCUUUGUUUUGGUUACUAUAUUUUGAAAU
This is a messenger RNA of Cercocebus atys (sooty mangabey), 1518 nucleotides long. It is a transcript of the gene GIMAP7, whose product is annotated as GTPase, IMAP family member 7. Gene Ontology annotation, molecular function: GTP binding. The coding region runs from base 152 to 1030 and encodes 292 amino acids. The transcript is spliced from 3 exons. NCBI's taxonomy places the organism in Eukaryota, Metazoa, Chordata, Mammalia, Primates, Cercopithecidae. The record is from RefSeq and is a predicted model, not a curated record.